Exophiala oligosperma is the source of this 1642-nucleotide messenger RNA. RefSeq lists its product as uncharacterized. The transcript has a single exon. Gene Ontology annotation, molecular function: oxidoreductase activity. Bases 236 to 1642 code for a protein of 468 amino acids. Gene Ontology annotation, biological process: carnitine biosynthetic process. NCBI's taxonomy places the organism in Eukaryota, Fungi, Ascomycota, Eurotiomycetes, Chaetothyriales, Herpotrichiellaceae. Gene Ontology annotation, cellular component: mitochondrion. The record is from RefSeq and is a predicted model, not a curated record.
ACUCUGUCGACAUAAUUUCACAUGGUUUUGUUAUAUACUAUACACUCUCUAGACGAUCAGAAAACGGCAUCAUGAGCGUUGGAGAAAAAUCCCCCAAUUUUGUCUGAGCUAUUCACAUACAUUCUCACGGCUUCAUACUCAGCAACAUCCUCCCCUUUCAAGUUCUUUCUCGGACAAACGGACAUUAUAUCAACUUGGUUCUGAGAAGCUCAGCCAGCUACUUCCAAGUAUCACAAUGAGCAGAGCAGGCCCCCGACCAGGGGACAUUUACUCUCCCGUGAUGAGAUUCAUACCGUCGGCCAAAUUGAGGCCCAAGACCGGCCGACUACAAUCUCUUAUCGACAGACGAUCCAUCAAGAGGGUCAGGUUUGCGCAGAUGGACGCGACAAAGCCUCCGCCGCAAAAAGACUUUCCUCCUCGCCUGUCUCCCCAGGCUGCGAGGCUCGAGGGUGAACGAUGCACCUCCAAGUUCCCUCCGAUCGUCGUCCGCGAUGCCUGUCGGUGCGAGCAGUGCGUCGACCCGUCCGACAGACAACGCAACUUUUCCUAUUCCGACAUCCCCCGCACGAUUGGAUUCGACCGGGUGUCUUACGACGAUGACGCCAAAGAGGUUCAAAUCUCCUGGUCGAACGACAUCCCGUCCCAGAGUCAAGCACAUCGGAGCGUCUUCAGCAAGGACGUCAUCUCGAGGCUGAACAGGAAGUUCCGCAACCCUCACUGGGACCUCUACCAGCGGCCCGUGAAGCUCUGGGGUCGCGACACGUACACACAAGCCACGUCCCGCGUCGACUUCAACGACUACAUGACGAACAAGCAGUCCUUCGCGGAAGCCAUGCACCUACUGUGGCGCGACGGCCUCUUGUUCAUCGACGGCGUCCCCGAGUCCGAAGGGUCGGUCUCGCAGAUCGUCAACCGAAUCGGACCCCUGCAACAAACCUUUUACGGUCCGACGUGGGAUGUGCGUUCUGUGCCCAACGCCAAAAACGUCGCCUACACGUCCAAGUACCUCGGCUUCCACAUGGAUCUGCUGUACAUGCGGGACCCUCCGGGGUUCCAGUUCCUCCACUGCGUGCACAACAGCGCGACGGGGGGAGAGUCUCGCUUCGCCGACACCUUCCGGGCGCUCGACCAGAUCUUCCAGCAACACCCCAUGUACUACGAGAUGCUGAGGGACAACCUGGUCCGCUACGAGUACGACAACGACGGCUUCUUCUACUCGGACGCGAAGCCAACCGUCCAGUCCAACGACGCCCUCAACGUCCCUUCCCGGCCGGUGCUCAACUCCAAAUCCACGGAGAUCAGCAACGUCGCCCACUGUUUCUGGUCGCCCCCUUUCGUGGGCCACAUCCCUUCCCGCUUGGCUCCAGACGAGCUGGUCAAGUUCAUCGGCGCGAGCAAGUUGCUCUCUCAACAUCUCGAGAUGCCCGAGAACGUUGUCGAGGAGAAGAUGGACAGCGGCACGUGCGUCAUCUUUGACAACCUGCGCAUCGUGCACGCUCGAAACGCCUUUGACAAGAACUCGGGCAAGAGAUGGUUGAGGGGUGCCUACCUUAAUCGCCAGGACUUUGUGAGCAAAGCUGCGUCGGUCAUGGCCGACAUGCCGCCCGAAGUGAAACUCGGUCGAGAAUCAUCGAUUGAAUGA